Cornus florida is the source of this 1963-nucleotide messenger RNA. RefSeq names its product small ribosomal subunit protein uS15-like. Lineage: Eukaryota; Viridiplantae; Streptophyta; Magnoliopsida; Cornales; Cornaceae. The record is from RefSeq and is a predicted model, not a curated record. The transcript is spliced from 5 exons. Gene Ontology annotation, biological process: translation. Gene Ontology annotation, molecular function: small ribosomal subunit rRNA binding; structural constituent of ribosome. The coding region runs from base 1081 to 1536 and encodes 151 amino acids. Gene Ontology annotation, cellular component: nucleolus; cytosolic small ribosomal subunit; ribosome.
CCCAUCUCUAUAAAUAAAGCAACAUAUUAUUCGUGGUGUGCGUGUGAGAUAAGGUUUUGGCAAAUGCUGUUUAGCUUAUCAGGACAACUGAUAUUGUUGUGUGUAUAUAUCUAUAUAUAUACAUAUAUAAAUUACACAUAUAUAAACACAUGUAUUUGAAUAUUUAGGUGUUGCAUUCAUCUGCAUCAUGGUUUAACGGGAUUGCCUAACCGCACUCCAAUAGGGCCAGAACACAUUCUGUCAUAAUUACCUAACAGAGGAGCAAAAUUUAAAGAUCAUAUUUACAUGAAAAGAAGAAAAGAAAAAUUAAAUUAAAAAAUUCAAAGAUCAAAACCACACUAACCAAAUUUGGAGCAAAGUUAUUUCAUUUAUGAUAUAUGAAGAGGUCACAUCCAAAGUCAAUGGUAUGAGAGAUCAAUUAACAGGCUUGUUCCUUAAUCUAACCGGCUCAAAAUGACAGAGUCAAAUUUUACUGGACCGCAUUGAAAGUGAACACAUUAAUACACAAUCUUGCGUAAAGUGGCCCAUGGGCUCAACAUAGAUUGGAAAGUUCUCAUUUUUGGACUCAAUUACCUCAGAUUGGCCCAAUGUAGGUCACACCCAGAGUCAGUGUAGGUCAUACCCAGGAAAUGUUCUUGGUGCACGUGGAAGGGGGGACUGCAGGUGAUAGAUUAUGGCAUGCUCUAAGAUGCCUGACACCAUUAUUGUCCACCGAAAAAAAAAAAAAAGAAAGAAAGAAGGGAGGAGGAGGAGAGAUCGAUUAACAGGAUUUGGGCCAAAAUCAGAAUUAGUCCAAUUGUACAGGACCUCAUUGAAAAUCUGGACUCACAAAUGAAGAAUCCCGCCUAAAGCGGCCUACGGGCUCCAUACAGAUUGGAAAGUGAUUGUGUUUGGGCUCGUUUACUUCAAUUAUUAUUAUAAAAGGGGUAAAAGUGCAAAACUAGCUAAUCUCAGUUACUCGUAUGCAAUGAAAGUAGAUAUAAAAUCGUAAUCUGCUCUUCUUCGUUCACCUUCUGGACAUCUAGGGUUUGAGCUUGUUCAACUGGUGCUCACUGCACAGCGAACCUCACCGCAGUCAAAAUGGGUCGCAUGCAUAGUCGAGGUAAGGGUAUAUCAGCUUCAGCUCUUCCAUACAAGAGGACUCCACCAAGUUGGCUGAAGGUCUCUGCUCCGGAUGUUGAGGAGAACAUCUGCAAGUUCGCGAAGAAAGGUAUGACACCUUCUCAAAUUGGUGUUAUUCUUCGUGAUUCUCAUGGGAUUGCUCAGGUGGGGAGCGUCACUGGAAGCAAGAUAUUGCUGAUACUCAAGGCCCAUGGGCUUGGUCCUGAAAUACCUGAGGAUCUAUACCAUCUAAUUAAGAAAGCUGUUGCAAUUCGGAAGCAUCUGGAGAGGAACAGAAAGGAUAAGGAUUCCAAGUUUAGGUUGAUCCUUGUUGAGAGCAGGAUUCACCGACUUGCUCGAUACUACAAAAAGACAAAAAAGCUUUUGCCUGUUUGGAAAUAUGAAUCUACCACAGCUAGCACUCUUGUGGCCUAAAGAAGAUAUACGAGUGGUAAACAUCUACUGAGCGUUCUCAUGGUUGAGCAGAUUUGUAGUUUCUCUCUUCGGCUCUAUGUUUACUGAACUAUGAUGCUAUCAUGAAGACGAAAGUUUUGUUGUUUAAGGAAGAGGAGGAAAUAUUUGGUGUUUUGAAUUAUAAUUUUGAAUUUGAUGGCAAUGAUUUGAUAAAUUGUAAGACACUCCAAAAAAUUGAAGAUUAUUAUUGCUCUCUCUCCCUGUUAGUAUAUUCAGUACAAGCAAACUUCAAGAUGCAGGAGGAACUCUAUAGUUAAUGAAUGGAAUUUUUUCAUGUUUUUCAGCUUGUAUGGUGGUGAAUCACGCAAUGUGCUUGUUGUGAUGAGUUAUAAGGGUUAUACAGGACCUUAAAUGAUUUAGAAUGGGAGACUGGCCUCUUUGCUUCUGA